Messenger RNA from Nomia melanderi (Alkali bee), 1671 nucleotides. Its product is annotated as ribosome biogenesis regulatory protein homolog. Gene Ontology annotation, biological process: ribosome biogenesis. NCBI's taxonomy places the organism in Eukaryota, Metazoa, Arthropoda, Insecta, Hymenoptera, Halictidae. Gene Ontology annotation, cellular component: nucleus. The record is from RefSeq and is a predicted model, not a curated record. Gene Ontology annotation, molecular function: protein binding.
ACCUUAUUGGCAAGUUUUCUAUUAAGUUCAUCAGUAAUCGCAUCGUUUAAUUUCCGUUUAAACUCCCACGGUGGAAUCCUAACUGUGUCUUUCAAUUCAGCAAGAACAAACAUUUUCACGGUAUAACCUCAUAAAAUGUCUUAAUGUUUAGAUAAUAAAUAAUUGCCGUCAUUUAAAUUUAUUGCAAUAACAUUCAUCCUUUUUUCUUCGGUAAGUAUAUAGAACUACACUUUUCUUCAAUGGGUUUAUUUUUCUUAAACCACGCGAAUCUCCAUGUCGCGGGAAUUAAGUAAGACUGCAUUUGUGUCAACAUAACCAUAAAUGCACGUGCAUUAAGAUAACACUGCUAAACGGAAAGUAAAAACAAACUCAAAGUUUCUUUACUGUAAUUGCGAGGAUAUUUGGAACAAAAAGUUUAACAAAAAUCUGAUAUUAAAAGUUUGUAAUGUAAUUAAGUGAAAGUUAUUCGAAAAAUCAGUUCUGAAAAUUAUUUAAGUAAAUACCUGCUUGACAGCAUGGAUAUUGUACAAUCAAUUUUGGAGAAUGAAACACAGGAGAAGGAUUUACGCAAAUCCAUCGAAGUGAAUAAAGAUAUAGAAGUUGAAAUAGAUGCAGGAUCUCUUUUAGCAUUUGAUUACAAUACUCUCAACAUAAAAGCACUGAAGUCUGGGCAAGAAAAAUAUUUAACAAGCUUAACUAGGGAUAAUGUGCAAAUAUUAAUUAAUAAAAUUUGGGAACUUCCAAUAGAACGUGUAGAAGAAACAAUAGUAGCAAAAUUACCAAAACCUGAGUAUGUAUUGCCUCGAUCCAGACAAAUACCAAAACCUAAACCGUUAACAAAAUGGCAACAGUAUGCUAAAGAGAAGGGUAUCAAGUCUAAAAAGAAAGAUAAAUCAAAACUUAAGUGGGACACUGAGUUGCAGAAAUGGAUACCUACAUUUGGUUACAAACGUAGUAAAGCUGAGGAACAGAAAGAAUGGUUGGUUGAAAUUAACGAUGAUAAUAAGGUCAUAGAAGAUCCAUUUGCAGCAGCAAAGGCAGCAAAAGGAGAAAGACAAUCAAAGAAUGAAUUACAAAGAUUGCGUAACAUUGCUAAAGCAAAGAAUAUUAAAAUUCCACAAGUGGGUCUUCCUACCAAAGAGCAUUUCCCUGAUUCACAACAAUUAUCUCAAGCUAUUACUGUUGCUCGAACAUCAACAGCAUCUGUUGGCAAAUUCCAAAACAGGUUACCAAAAGAAAAGGAUGCUAAAGGUAUUGCAAAACAGGUACCUGGAAUGAAACGAAAGGCAGAAAAAGCACCAGAAAAUAUGCAAGAUGAAAAGAGACGCAAUAAAGAUUUAGCAGAGAACAUUCUUAAAAACAACACUAAAGUUUUCCGUGAGGACUUCUCUGUACCAAAAGUACAACUAGCUAAGCCGAAGGCGAAAAAAGGCAAGAAAGGCGUGAAAGACAGGGGCGCGAAGAAACCAAAAGGAGGAAAAGGGAAGCGAGAUAUGCGACUUAAAGUGGGGGGUAGAAAACGAAGAUGAAAUGUUUAAAGGUCCAAUCUCGUUGUUUGUUUGCCCCGCCGUAAUUACAUAAAGUUUUGCCAACAAUCAAUUGAAAUAAAUAAUAGUAAAAGAACGUUGUAUCUGAUUUCUUGGGGUGUAAAAUAAAAUUCAAAGAGUCGAU